Molecule: messenger RNA, 1723 nt
Organism: Scylla paramamosain (green mud crab)
Lineage: Eukaryota; Metazoa; Arthropoda; Malacostraca; Decapoda; Portunidae
Gene: Naxe
Product: NAD(P)H-hydrate epimerase-like
Exons: 7
Coding region: 145-1017 (290 amino acids)
Cellular component (GO): mitochondrion
Molecular function (GO): NAD(P)HX epimerase activity
Source: RefSeq, a predicted model, not a curated record
GUAGCGGCAUAUCAAACUUAUAUUGUUUAUAACUGGGAUUUGUGGGUAGCGGCAUAUCAGUAUUUCAUGGUAUCUAUAAAGGUGGCCCCUCCAAUCAAGCGCUGCCAUUUGUGAGGCCACCAAUUACGACUAUCCACGGUGUGAAUGUUUGCCCUUAAUAGGCAGAGCAUUUAUAUUGGUGGGGCAAGACUUGCCACCAGGAUCAAGGAAGUGCUGAGCCAGGGUACACACACACCACGUUGUGUAUCGUUUUUCCAGAAAGGUACUUACAACCCAUCUCAACAUCUCGUAUCCCGAACAAUGGCAACGGUGCGAUACUUAAACCAGCAGGAAGCUGUCAACGUUGAUUUAGAACUGUUUAAUGAUUAUCAGUUCAGUGUAGACCAGCUGAUGGAACUGGCAGGAAUGAGCUGUGCACAUGCCAUUGCUGAGGCAUACAACCCAGAGCAGAAGAAAUCUGUAUUGGUGUGCUGCGGUCCUGGAAAUAAUGGUGGAGAUGGGCUUGUGUGCUCCAGGCAUCUCAAAUUCCUGGGGUUUUCACCAGUCAUCCUGUACCCCAAGCCAAAUGACAAACCACUCUUCAACAACUUAGUGAAACAAUGUCAUAUGUUUGAUAUACCCUUUAUUGAGGCAAUGCCAGAUCUUUCUGCUCUUGACAAAGAAUAUGACUUGAUUGUUGAUGCCCUCUUUGGCUUCAGCUUCAAACCUCCUGUACGGCCACUCUUUGUCCCCAUCCUGGAAAUUCUUUUUCAAACCACAGUGCCAGUCAUCAGUGUUGACAUACCGUCGGGUUGGCAUGUGGAAGAUGGCCCACCCAAAGAUGUUCCAUCCAUAGCACCAGACAUGUUGGUCUCCCUCACUGCUCCAAAGCUGUGUGCUAAACAUUUUAAGGGUCGCUAUCAUGUCUUAGGAGGACGUUUUGUGCCUCCCAAGUUGAAAGAGAAGUAUCAGCUGGAGCUUCCACCUUAUCCAGGCACCAGUCAGACAGUGGUGCUGACAUCCAAUACUCAGCAGUAGAGUAAAUUGGGAACAGUCUGAUGAGUUGACAUCAAAGUACAUAAAUUCAUAUAAAAUGUUUCAACAAAAUACAUUUGAUAUUUUCAUAUAUAUAUCAGUUACUUGUGAUAAAAUAAUUAUGGUUAUCUUUGAGACUUUCUUUUCAUCCCGAAUAAACAUGAUUAUUUCACAGAUGCAUUUGUUAAUCUAUGGAAAAAUUUUCAUUCUUUAUUAUUACUACAGUAUCAUUCAUGAAUACACUUGUCCUGUUGACAAUGCAACAUAGUGAAUACUGAAGUUUUAUGCUGCCUUUGUUAGGAUGACUGAUGUAAAUUUUUUGCAAAAUGUGAACUUGGUAAUUCAUUUACAUGCUAGACGUAUUGUCAUAUGCUUGUGCCAAUAUUUGACACAAGCACAUCUAAGAGAAUUUGAAGGUAAAAGUUUUUAUGGUAUAUAUUGCUGGAUAUAGAAGUAGCUUUAAAUGUAAAAUAUCGCUGCCGCCUCCCAUUCAACUGUUGAUCAGUUUCUGUUAAAACUGAUGACAACAGAAGAUAUAUUUGUCAUUCACCAACUCAGAAUAGAGACAUGUUUUUAUGACCACAAACAGAGUUUGGUUUUAAAUAAAUGCAUAGAUGGUUUGAUUAAUGAAUGCAGAAAUAGAUAUUUAAUAUUGAUAUUGAAAGCACCUUUAAGGUGUACCACAAUAAAUUUCUCUGGGGAGAACACC